Torulaspora delbrueckii is the source of this 1017-nucleotide messenger RNA. RefSeq names its product tyrosine protein phosphatase PTP1 (gene PTP1). Lineage: Eukaryota; Fungi; Ascomycota; Saccharomycetes; Saccharomycetales; Saccharomycetaceae. The record is from RefSeq and is a predicted model, not a curated record. The transcript has a single exon. Gene Ontology annotation, biological process: protein dephosphorylation. Bases 1 to 1017 code for a protein of 338 amino acids. Gene Ontology annotation, molecular function: protein tyrosine phosphatase activity.
AUGAAGUGUGCUGUUCCGUGGUACUUGAAGCAGUCCGAUAAGGAAUUGGUUGGGAAAUUCCGGUUUAUCCAACAACAGGAAGAUGAACGGCUUCGAGAAGCCACGAUCGAUGGAAAGAACUCUCGUUGGUCCCUGGGAGUUAGUGUGGAUGAGCAGAAUGAUGAAAGAAAUCGGUAUGUAAAUAUCAUGCCGUAUGAGCGGAAUAGAGUCAAAUUGGAUGUGAUGAAGGGGAACAACUAUAUCAAUGCGUCGUUUGUGAAACUAGAUGUACAAGGUCAAAGUCUGGGACCAGGUCACUAUAUCGCUACCCAGGGCCCGACCAGGGAAACCUGGCCUCAGUUUUGGCAGAUGUGCUACCAGAAAUGUCCCAACGAGAAUAUCGUCGUUGUGAUGGUUACACCCUUGAUCGAGUCCAACCGCGUCAAAUGCCACCAGUACUGGCCUCUAGGACCGCAAGCAGAGGAUCAAACUAGAACAUCACCUCAACUUCAAUUUCCUGGAGGCAUCUUAGAUGAAACAAAGUUUAACGAUGAGAUCGUUAUCGAAUACCAGGAUGAAGUGCGUAUAGAAGAUCUGUACACACUCACGACUUUGAAGAUGAAACCACAACAUGGGAGCGGUCCCGUAAAGACUGUUCACCAUUUUAUUUUGUACCAAUGGCGCGAUAUGAGUAAACCUGAAGAGGUAGUACCCAUCAUGAAACUAUGUAAACACUCGCACAGUUGUAACUCCCCUGGGAAUCCAAUUGUGGUCCACUGCUCAGCAGGCGUGGGUAGAAGUGGUACAUUCAUAGCACUCGACCAUUUGAUUCACGAUACGAGAGAUUUUUCACCCGCUAAGAACGACCACGGCGAGCUUGUGCCGGUUCAGGACUACAAACAUGACCUGAUCGAACAGAUUGUGCUACAACUACGGUCACAGAGGCUCAAGACGGUUCAGAUGAUUGACCAGUAUAUGUUUAUCUACCAUGCUGCGAAGUACCUCUAUGACCUGUCACAAAAAAAGCGGUUGAAAUAG